CCUCACGCCCACUAUCCAGAAGGCACUACAUACGCCGUGUUGAUUUAUUCUCCAUUCAUUCACUGCUCUCCUACCAUUUGCCCCCUUCUUUCUCACUGCCCGCCGCAGUCCUCGACACCCUCCCGGCUCCUCCUCCGCCACUCUGCACAACCUUGCCCUUGCUCACUCCGCAACAACAACCUACCUUCCAAGUCACUAGCAAUCGCCCGCCGUCCUCAGACGCUCCUCACGUAUAAAGUCCGCGCAGCAUACCGCCUCUAUCGCCGUCUCCUUGUCCACCAUUCCACCUUCGGGAAUCAACGCAACAAACCUCCACCGUGCAGUCAUCUCCGUGCUCUUUUAAAACCACCACCACCUAUAUAUGGUGCAGCCGGAACGGCAGAUAUCUUGUAGCUACCGCGCUCUGCAUCUACAUACUCCACAUCAUGGCUCGCUCCCGCCGACCGCAGAGAUCACCUAGCGGUUCCAGGUCCGACACAUCGGCGUCCACAUCCCCAGAACGAGGGGUCGAUGAUGACAAUGACUCCUUCAUGAUGCAAGCAAACGACUCGGUGUCCUCUCUGGCGCCCUCAAUCCCCCCGGAAUUUGACAACGAAGCCGCGAGGCGAGAAAUCGAAGAGCGGUGUCGGAUAUCGCCAAUCAGCCGACUCCCCGCCGAGCUCAUGAUCGCUAUAUUCGCCAAGCUGGCCUCCCCCGGGGAUCUGAAGAAUUGCAUGCUGGUAUCGCGAGAAUGGUCGAGGAAUAGUGUUGGACUACUUUGGCACCGACCUCGGACCGACAAGUGGUCCAGCCUACACAACGUGGUCAAGUCAGUUCGGACUGUGAACAGCUUCUUUGACUAUCCCAGUCUUAUCAAGCGGCUCAAUCUAUCCACUCUGGCAGGCGAUGUCAGUGAUGGCACCCUGCAGCCGCUUCGUGCCUGCAAGAGAGUGGAGCGUAUGACACUUACAAACUGUACGAAGCUUUCAGAUCUAAGUCUGGUCGACAUGAUCCAGGGCAAUCGUAGUCUUUUGGCUUUAGAUGUGACGGGUCUAGAAAACAUCACGGACAAGACCAUGGAGGCCGUAGCAAACAACUGUAUACGACUCCAAGGCUUGAAUAUUACAAAUUGCAAGAAGAUCACGGAUAAGUCCCUCGCAGAAGUUGCUCGACUUUGUCGGCAUGUCAAGAGACUAAAAUUCAACGGAUGCUCUCAACUCACGGACGCAUCUAUCAUAGCCUUCGCACUUAAUUGCCGACAUAUUUUAGAGAUCGAUCUCCACGAUUGCAGACUUCUCGAAGAUGAGUCGAUAACAGCCUUGAUCAGCGAGGGUCCGCAUCUGAGAGAGCUUCGGCUGGCACAUUGUUCCCGCAUCACCGACAACGCUUUCCUCCGCCUACCCCAAGAAGCUACAUUCGACAGUCUGCGCAUCCUGGAUCUCACUGACUGUGGCGAGCUUCAAGAUGCUGGAAUACAGAAGAUCGUCCAGGCCGCCCCACGCCUCCGCAAUCUGGUCCUUGCCAAGUGCCGACAAUUAACCGACCGAGCGGUCUUAGCAAUCACUCGACUUGGCAAAAAUCUGCACUACAUCCACCUAGGACACUGCUCGCGCAUAACGGAUGCUGGUGUGAUACAGCUCGUGAAGCUUUGCAAUCGGAUCAGAUACAUCGACUUGGCCUGCUGCUCCAAUCUCACCGAUAAUUCAGUCCACCAGCUUGCCACACUCCCCAAGUUGAAGCGCAUCGGACUAGUGAAAUGCGGAAACAUCACGGAUCGGAGCAUCCUGGCUCUUGCGAAACCGAAGCAGGCCGGACACAAUGGGCCAGUAACCCCGAGCUCCCUUGAGAGGGUUCACUUAAGCUAUUGCACAAAUUUAACUCUCGCGGGUAUUCACGCGUUACUAAACAACUGCCCGCGCCUGACCCACCUCAGUUUGACCGGUGUCCAAGCCUUUCUUCGUGAAGACUUGAUUGUGUUUUGCCGAGAGGCUCCGUCAGGCUCUCUAACACUCGCAGCAGAAUUCAACGACCACCAGCGAGACGUCUUCUGCGUCUUCAGCAACCACGGCGUCACCCGCCUUCGAAAUUACCUCAACCAAGACUCGCGCAUCUCCGCCUACGAGGCUGACGGCACGAUGUAUGACGAAACCGACGAGCCUGACGUCAUCAUGAACGUCACGGCCCAAGCGAACAUCAUGGCCAUUGACGAAAUGGACGAGGACUUUGGUGAGAAUAGCGAGGUGAUGGGCCAGGACUGA
This is a messenger RNA of Mytilinidion resinicola, 2237 nucleotides long. RefSeq names its product RNI-like protein. The record is from RefSeq and is a predicted model, not a curated record. The transcript has 4 exons. Gene Ontology annotation, molecular function: protein binding. NCBI's taxonomy places the organism in Eukaryota, Fungi, Ascomycota, Dothideomycetes, Mytilinidiales, Mytilinidiaceae. Bases 426 to 2237 code for a protein of 603 amino acids.